GUCCGAACGAGACGAUGUGUUCGAUUGUUUAUUCAGCAGCUGCAAACAUUCCAGAGGUCUCGAUCGGGUGUGUGUGGGCAGCGAGGGGAGGCAAGCGAGUCGACAGCCCGUCGAAUCCCCCUGCACCUUCCCACGCGUCAACAAGCGAAAUCGGACGGUGUCGGGAUGCUGCAGAUGGGUUCCAGCGAGAAAAUCUGGGAUGCAAACAAGGCCCCGCUAUGAGAUCCCUCAAUGGGUACCUAUAAAGCAACUUGCACCGACGGUGGUGCUCCGCAGACGGACGGAUGCUAUCUUGGACCCUCAAUUCGCUCCAUCACCGCUCGGCUCGCAUUGCGGCUCAACUGGUCAUCAGCGCCGGGACGACAACGGCAAUGGAGAUGGCGGAGACGAUCUCCAGACCAGCGACGACCCUGAAAGUGAUUCAAACACUGCCACUACCAGCGUCAUCUCACCCACCAGCGCCGUUCUUGCUCCCACCUCGUCGCACGCCGCCCACGCAACAGCGACAAGCAUCGGGGGCGGUCAGAAAGUGCCAACAUGGAGUGGAAGCUACAUGUGCUCCACCUACCAGCUUUGUACCAAGAGCAGCGGAAAGUACUGCUGGGACUAUGCCCUCUCGCUUGCGGAUCGGCCCAUUGGUGCCAAGGAUCUGUGCGUCGACUGCACCAGGCUCCUCAUCAACGACUAUAAUGCGCUGAGGGCAAACGAGACAUCGUUCCCGCACCGGGUCCAGCGCUACAUGUAUAACCUGGCAAAGUCCACAAAGAGCAUCUGCGGCUCGAGCUUUGUGGAUGUGGGCCCGAUCGUCUCGUCAUCGGUUCUGUCCCCGACCGCUUCCGCUGGCGCUGGGACUAACCCAGGCACUGGCAGCAGCGGGGCCCCUGGGGGCUCGACCAACACAAACACCAAUGCCACAGCCAAGCAGGGAUCAGCGGGGUUUGUCGCCAAUGCUCAGUGGCCGCUUGCGGUAUUCUGUCUUGCCCUGAGCGUGGCGGCUUUGACGCAGUAAUAUCAUACUCGAUUGGCAUAUACAACCACCCCACGGAGCUCGAGGGGGGGGAACGAACCAAGCGAAAUGUGCCGAGCCAGAGCAUCGCUGCCACUGCCCACUGGCGCAAAGGCCGGGAUAGGCCAGACGUCGUCUCUGGCUGGGAGAGAGUUGCCUCCGUUGCUCUCGCAUUCGGCGGUAGGGAGGAGGCACCAAAGAGGGAUGGUGUGCAUCCUCCACAAUUCCGAUGC
Polychytrium aggregatum is the source of this 1239-nucleotide messenger RNA. RefSeq lists its product as uncharacterized. Lineage: Eukaryota; Fungi; Chytridiomycota; Chytridiomycetes; Polychytriales. The record is from RefSeq and is a predicted model, not a curated record. The transcript has 3 exons. Bases 200 to 1009 code for a protein of 269 amino acids.